Messenger RNA from Panthera uncia (snow leopard), 2211 nucleotides. RefSeq names its product SEC62 homolog, preprotein translocation factor (gene SEC62). The coding region runs from base 62 to 1261 and encodes 399 amino acids. Gene Ontology annotation, cellular component: endoplasmic reticulum membrane; endoplasmic reticulum. The transcript has 8 exons. Gene Ontology annotation, biological process: post-translational protein targeting to membrane, translocation. Lineage: Eukaryota; Metazoa; Chordata; Mammalia; Carnivora; Felidae. The record is from RefSeq and is a predicted model, not a curated record.
CCUCCCCCCCCCUCCGCCCCUCCUCGCUCCACGUCAGAGGGAACCGGGCGGAGCGGCCAACAUGGCGGAACGCAGGCGACACAAGAAGCGGAUCCAGGAAGUUGGUGAACCAUCUAAAGAAGAGAAGGCUGUAGCCAAGUAUCUUCGAUUCAACUGUCCAACAAAGUCCACCAAUAUGAUGGGGCACCGAGUUGAUUAUUUUAUUGCUUCAAAAGCAGUGGAUUGCCUUUUGGAUUCAAAGUGGGCAAAGGCCAAGAAAGGAGAGGAAGCUUUAUUUACAACAAGGGAGUCUGUGGUUGACUACUGCAACAGGCUUUUAAAGAAGCAGUUUUUUCACCGGGCACUAAAAGUAAUGAAAAUGAAGUAUGAUAAAGACAUAAAAAAAGAAAAAGAGAAAGGAAAAGCCGAAAGUGGAAAAGAAGAAGAUAAAAAGAGCAGGAAAGAAAAUCUAAAGGAUGAAAAGACAAAAAAGGAAAAAGAAAAAAAAAAAGAUGGUGAAAAGGAAGAAUCCAAAAAGGAAGAAACUCCAGGAACUCCUAAAAAGAAGGAAACUAAGAAAAAAUUCAAACUUGAGCCACAUGAUGAUCAAGUUUUUCUGGAUGGAAAUGAGGUAUUUGUGUGGAUAUAUGACCCGGUUCACUUUAAAACAUUUGUCAUGGGAUUAAUUCUUGUAAUUGCAGUGAUAGCAGCCACCCUCUUCCCGCUUUGGCCAGCAGAAAUGAGAGUAGGUGUUUAUUACCUCAGUGUGGGGGCAGGCUGCUUUGUAGCCAGCAUUCUUCUUCUUGCUGUUGCUCGUUGCAUUCUGUUUCUCAUCAUCUGGCUCAUAACUGGAGGAAGGCACCACUUUUGGUUCUUGCCAAAUCUGACUGCUGACGUGGGCUUCAUUGACUCCUUCAGGCCUCUGUACACACAUGAAUAUAAAGGACCAAAAGCAGACUUAAAGAAAGAUGAGAAAUCUGAAGCCAAAAAGCAGCAGAAGUCCGACAGUGAGGAAAAGUCAGACAGUGAGAAAAAGGAAGAUGAAGAGGGAAAAGUAGGACCAGGGAAUCCUGGAACAGAAGGCUCGGGUGGAGAACGGCAUUCGGACACAGACAGUGACAGGAGGGAAGAUGACCGAUCCCAGCACAGUAGUGGAAAUGGGAAUGAUUUUGAAAUGAUCACAAAAGAGGAACUGGAGCAGCAAACAGAUGGGGAUUGUGAAGAAGAGGAAGAAGAAGACAAUGAUGGAGAAACAACUAAAUCUUCCCAUGAAAAAUCAUAAUCUGACUAAUUUGGGACUAAAGUGCAAGAGGUUGGAUUUUCUAUGUUGGCUGAUCGUCCUAAUGUACACAUGACAUUUGUAGCAUUCUUUAAAUCCAUUUGCUGAAAUGUAUUUGACAUCCAAGCAAUUAUAUUCAGUCCUUCAUUUCAUAGAAUACUAUUAUUGGUACAGUCUAAAGCCAUUUAUAAGUUGUAUCUGUUUGAUAAUUUUACAAUAAGUAGGUCUUACUUGUUUUGAUAGUUAUCAAAGAUGCAUUUUCCACAAUGAUAUUUAGAUUAAUGGCAUUUUUGAUAGUUGUAUGGCUUUUUACUGUUAGAUUAAUCAAAAUAACCAAAAGGGAUAAAAGAGAAACACCAACAUUUCAGAUUAUGCGUAGUUAUGUAGCCAUUUCACAGUUUCUUUAAAAUGAAAUGCUUAAACUCCUUGUUCUUGAUAGUUAAGCUUUGGUUGAUUAUAAAAGUAUACCAGGGAAUUUCUGGGAUUCUGAGUUAGCAGGGUUCAAAAGCAUUUUGUGGAAACAAGCCAACUAGUAAUGGUGCAGUAACACUUUUAGUUUAGCUACAAAUUCUCCUUUUCCAACUUAGGAAAUCCAAACUGAUUUGUACAUCUGACUCAGAGAAAGAUAGUCAUCUCCAACAGAGGAAGCAAACAGCACUGGUUGGAAGGUGAUGGCUCUUCCCAUUUCCUUGUCGUAAAGUAAAAUGUAUUCUGUACAUAAUUUACAAAUAAACAUUUUAUUUUAAUUGUUACUUAUUAUUUAGACAUUUUUCUCAACACUUAAAUUUGUAAAAUUAAGACCAUGUAAGGGUAUGUUUUUAGAGAAAUGGAAGUUUCAAUAACCCACAGAACAUCUGUGCUCUUUCUACAGCAGCUUCAGUUUUGUGCCAACAUUCCAUGUAUUUGAAUAUGAGUUAAAAAGAUCCUUAAUAAAUAAGAGCAGACUUAAAGUA